GCAAUACUAUUUAAGUCAAAAGAAGCUGAUGUCAUUGGUAAAGCUUUGAUUUCACUAUUUGCACAAUGGGGUGCGCCAUUAAUCUUGCAGUCUGAUAACGGUAAAGAAUUUACUGCCAACAUUGUUAAACAUAUUUGUGAAGCACUUGGAAUUAUGAUUUAG
This is a messenger RNA of Dentiscutata erythropus, 162 nucleotides long. The record is from the annotation of a GenBank genome assembly. NCBI's taxonomy places the organism in Eukaryota, Fungi, Glomeromycota, Glomeromycetes, Diversisporales, Gigasporaceae.